Adineta ricciae is the source of this 2037-nucleotide messenger RNA. The record is from the annotation of a GenBank genome assembly. Lineage: Eukaryota; Metazoa; Rotifera; Eurotatoria; Adinetida; Adinetidae.
AUGAUAAACAUUACGUAUCUGUCACCUGGAGUUCGAGAUUUGCUGCUAAGCGUAUCACCUUUUGAGUCCGGUAAUACUCCAUAUGAACCAUCCAUUGAAGAAAUUCGACAGUGUAUAGUGAUUGAUGAAUCCGGAAUCAAUUAUCGAGAAUCCGUUCGCCGAUUGGAUAAGAGAAUAUUGCCACAAAUUGAAACAUUGUUCAAGCAGAUGAAUGAAGAGAAAUUUCGAUCUUCUUAUGAUAAUGAUCGACAUUGUCUAUGGCUGACUAAUCGAAAAGAUUUGUUUCGAAUCUUUCAUUUCUUGAAAAGCGAUCAACUUCAUUUGGCUACUCUGCUUUUAACUUGUUUCACAGAACGAAAUCUCGGUAAUUUGCUCCUAACUGAGAUAAACACGGUGCCGAAUCUCCUCCGGCAGAUUGUUGAAUCGUCUACUCUCACCUCCAUUCUUGGUUCUGAUCUGACUAUGAUCUUACAAUUGAUAAUUGGUAGUCCAAAAUCAAUUAAUUUACGAAAUAUCUAUUGGCAUGGAUUUGUUCAAUACAAUGAAGUUUCACCUAAAUUUUCUUACCUUUUGUUAUAUUUGCUAAUACAAAUUGGACCGAUUAUUGAUGGAAAAGUAGUGCCUGACAGGCCCUUUAUCUCACUGGAACGUUUUGCAAAUCAUACUUUUCUUCCUGCAGAUGCCCGUUGUCCGAAUGCUGAGACAGCAAUUCACCUAAUUGAAAAUCAUCCACUUAUUGACAGUGGAUUUAAACCGUUACUGAAAUCGAGUAUUGACUAUAUCUACAACCAAAACGAGUAUGGUUUGAGUAUGAUGCUUCUCUUGCCAAUUUUCGAACACGUAUUACGAAAAUUGUUUGUUCAAAUUAAUAACUGCCCAGAGCGAUUAUUAACAGCUGAGGUAGUCAUAAUUCAUGAAGCUGUUCGUGUUUUUAGAGCACAACAUUGUUCACGACUUUGGAUGAAAUUUCAGAUCUUGACUUGUUGUUUAUCAGAUAGUGAAGCAAAUUGUCUUUGCAGUGAACUAGGCCAUGGUUAUAUGGGUCUACUAGCUGAUCUGAUCACAUAUCCCGAAGGCGUUUGUCUUCGGUCAAAGUUAAGUCAUUGCGAAUUCAACUAUGAACAACUGCCACGAUCGAUUGCAGAUGCCCAAUUCAGUUUAUUUUUGGCACUGCUGUAUCGAUAUAAUAAUCAUCCGGAUGAUUAUGGUCAACGUCUUCUGGAUUAUGUUGAUAAUUACAAAGUCUUCUAUCAUCCGAUUGCUAUCGCUAAAAACCAAAUGCGUGACUUCGUUGUUGAAUUUCAACGAAUACCAGAGUGUGCUGCAGCAAUCGAAGGAGAAGAUGCAACCGAGAUUUCCAAUUUUCCGGUGAAGUUAAUUGAUUUUUGGCGAUUAUUCAUCCCGUUAGACCAACUAUCUUUAUAUGACGAUAUGUCCAUACAAACAAUCGAAGUAUUUCUCAAUGAAAAUACUUUAAAUCUGAUCAAUCGAUAUUGUCCUCACAAGACAACGACGAAUGGGAAUAGUGAACAAUCUCUGAUCACAAUCAUUCGACAAUUGUCUGUUCACAUACAUCAAGUGUUAACGAAUGUCGAUACAUUUCUAAAAACACGUGGACAAGCUUAUCAUUCCAAACAGUUACGAGCCAAUCAACGUGCUAAUUUCGAGCGUUUUAUCAAUAUCUACGACGAUCUUCAUCAAUCAGUUUUAUUCAUCAGUUAUUUGACUUAUCAUUCCAAACAGUUACGAGCCAAUCAACGUGCUAAUUUCGAGCGUUUUAUCAAUAUCUACGACGAUCUUCAUCAAUCAGUUUUAUUCAUCAGUUAUUUGAGUUCCACUAUUCUCUAUUCAUUAGACUAUAUUCGAUGUAAUGACUCGAGAUAUUCCUCGUUUUUAAUGAAAAUUUUACGAAUAUGGUUGACAUUUAUUGAAAAUGCAGUAACAUUAUCGAGCAUAAUACGAAACCGAUGGGAUGAACUCGCUGCAUUAUAUUCAACGGCGAUCGAUAAAUCCAACAAACUCAUAGCUAAACUGUGA